Messenger RNA from Pieris napi, 2453 nucleotides. Its product is annotated as inositol polyphosphate 5-phosphatase K-like. Gene Ontology annotation, molecular function: phosphatidylinositol-4,5-bisphosphate 5-phosphatase activity. Gene Ontology annotation, cellular component: cytoplasm; ruffle; plasma membrane. The record is from RefSeq and is a predicted model, not a curated record. Gene Ontology annotation, biological process: phosphatidylinositol dephosphorylation. The coding region runs from base 130 to 1755 and encodes 541 amino acids. Lineage: Eukaryota; Metazoa; Arthropoda; Insecta; Lepidoptera; Pieridae. The transcript is spliced from 10 exons.
UUCAAUCAUCAAUGGUCAUGCCUGCUCUAUAACUUAUGGACGUAUGUUAUCUUUAAUCUUAUCAAUAAUUGAUCCGUGAUCGAAAGCUAAAUUGUUAAAUGUUAGAAGUGGUUUGUGUAAAAUUGCAAAAUGAAUACGCUGAAGUUUUAUUUUGUGACCUGGAACGUUGCAACUAAGUCUCCAAGUCAAGACCUUAAUGCACUAUUGGAUUUUCCAUCGCAGUUUAAUAAACACAAACCAUUACCAGAUUUUUAUGUUAUUGGGUUACAAGAAGUAAAGUCACAACCGCAAAACAUGGUCAUGGACAGCAUAUUCACAGACCAAUGGACGUCAACUUUUAAUAAAAUUCUGUGCAGACAAGGAUUUGUUAUCGCUAAAAGUAUGCGGCUACAAGGCAUCGUUAUACUUGUUUAUACACAAAUGAAACAUCUCACACGUCUAAGAGAUAUACAGGCUCAGUAUACUAAGACUGGUUUUGGUGGAUUAUGGGGUAACAAAGGCGCUGUUAGUGUAAGAUUUAAUUUAUAUGGGUGCUCGUUUUGCCUCAUAAACAGUCAUUUGGCAGCCCACGAACAUGCGCUGUCCGAUAGAAUCACUGCUUGCAAUAUUAUUUUACAAGAACACACCUACGAACUCCAGGAGACAUCAAAUAUUUUGUAUCACGACUAUGUAUUUUGGGUAGGUGAUCUUAAUUUCCGUCUGGAAUUCCCAGCUGAGAUUAAUCUCACACCAGAGGAAAUAGUUGAACAAUUGCAGAAAAUAGAAAAAGACAAAUACGAAUCGCUAUUAAAAUACGAUCAGCUGUUUGCGGUGAAGGACAGUGGUGAAGCGUUCUCGGAGUUUAGUGAGGGGGAGAUUCGAUUCCCGCCGACAUAUAAAUAUGCUAUUAACACAUAUGAAUAUGAUCUUAAGAGAAAGCCGUCAUGGACAGACCGAGUGUUAUAUAUGGUGAAUCCGAAUAAUUACGAAAAUAUAGUUUUGAGAGCGGAUCUAAUAUCAUAUAAUCACGUACCACAUUACAUGGUCAGUGACCAUAAACCGGUGGUGGCACAAUUUAAUGUGAAGGUACGUCAGACAUUCCCUCGUACGGUGUUAGCUGAAGAACCUGAGACCAAAGUGUCUAGGUCGUCUAUACGCAUGCGUUCAGCUUUAGUAAUGCCCAUGAAUGAUGAAGCUGGUGAUUUAGAACCGGAUGCAGACAUUGAGCCCAGCAGUACAUCGGAUGUAGUCGAUUCUGCGGAAGAGAGUUUCGCGGAUUACACGGAGAAAACCGUGGAGUUUGCGCCAAUAUCUCGUAUAUGGUACAUCGGUGACGCGGACUUUAGGACGGAGUGCACUUUGUCUCAUGACGUCGAGAUCAACCAGGGUGAUUGGAUUGGUAUUUUUGAUGCGAAUUUCCAUAGUCUAGACGACUAUAUAACAUAUGACUAUGUGAGCAAAGUGGGUGUUCAAGAAACGCCUCACGUCGCUGGAGAGUCACGUACUAUAACGUUAAGUUUUCCCGUUGGCAGUGGGGUUAGAACUCCGGGAUUCUACAGAUUCAUAUACUUCAGCCAACCGAGCAAUGAUGUCAAGAGUGUUUUAGGCAUCUCCGAUCCCUUCGAAGUGAGCAGUAAGGAAGACCAACUGGUUUCCAUAGACCCAUGUUCAGAGGCGUCCGGUAGUACGGUUAACACGGAUGUAUUCACAGAUUUCACAGGGCUUGAUGUGGCAAAACUUUCCCGCCAUUUCUCAAACGACUUGAGCAUUGACUGACUAAAAACAUAUCUGUCACCGACAAUGAGACGCAAGAACGGGGACGGGUAAAAUUAUAUUUUUAUGUUAAAUUGGAUUAUUAAUUUAAAGCGAUUCUUAUGUAUUGCCAAUUAAUUUGCCAUAUUAGCUGGAUAUUUUCACUGUUGUAGAUAUAUAUGCACUAAAGCGCGUAUGGUGUCGUAUUUUAGAACAAUUUAAACCUAGUUUCAAAUUGCUUCCAUUGUAGUGGCUGUUUUAUCUCAAAUGAUAAGCGCUUUUAAAAUAUUUAUGUAUAUAAGUAUACGUGAGUUUAGAGAUUUUAUUACUACGUUACCAAAAUGUGAUUUUUUUGCAAAAAUAUGACAUUUCCCCCUUUUUUCUCUUUUACGUGCUUGAUGAAAUACCUUCUUAUUUAUAAAUAACUAAAAACCAUACUUUUUACUUAAAGUCUUUCGUCUCUUUCUGUCGAAUUGUGUACACUGUGAUGAAGAGAGACAGAAGAGUACUUUAAGUAAAUGUACAAUAGUUUGAUUCAUUUUAUGUCGCUCGCUCGUACGUUUGCUAAUAGCCGCGCGAUAAGCUCUUUUAAUUUUUGAUGCACGUAUUACGUCAGGUAUCAAAUUCAUAGUACUUUUAAAAUGCGUUUGCGCAUACUUUUCCAAUAAAACAUGCAUUAAAGGUUAACUGUAAGGGUAUAUGGUAUUACUUAUAUAAAUUAC